AUGUUCCUCAGUUUAGAGACUUGCAUUAGUAAUGAAGUCAGCUUGCUUUGCCUUGGCAGAGAGAGAAUCAGAAUUUACACCUUUCAGAAAUUGGUUAAUGAGGACAGCACGCUGCCAGCCCACGCUGACCCCGCCCUGCACGUCAGCCCGCCCGCGCCCACCAGGGCCACAGUUCAGCAGCUGGAAGGAAGAUGGCGCCUGGUGGAGAGCAAAGGCUUUGAUGAAUACAUGAAGGAGCUAGGAGUGGGAAUAGCUUUGCGAAACAUGGGCGCAACGGCCAAACCAGACUGUAUCAUCACUUCUGAUGGCGAAAACUUCACCAUAAAACCUGAGACGACUUUGAAAACAACACAGUUUUCUUGUACCCUGGGAGAGAAGUUUGAAGAAACCACAGCUGAUGGCAGAAAAACUCAGACUGUCUGCAACUUUACAGAUGGUGCAUUGGUUCAGCAUCAGGAGUGGGAUGGGAAGGAAAGCACAAUAACAAGAAAAUUGAAAGAUGGGAAACUAGUGGUGGACUGUGUUAUGAACAAUGUCACCUGUACUUGGAUCUGCGAAAAAGUAGAAUAA
Molecule: messenger RNA, 570 nt
Organism: Chlorocebus sabaeus (green monkey)
Lineage: Eukaryota; Metazoa; Chordata; Mammalia; Primates; Cercopithecidae
Source: RefSeq, a predicted model, not a curated record